UCACUGAAACUGCCGGGGACUUGUGACCGUAGCACAAUCAAGAGUAACGUCAUCGAACAUGGCAGAUACGUCAGAUUACCCGAGAGGGGAAUCAUUUAUGGAUCCUUUUAGGGGAAUACUAGUGGCAUAUUUUAUGCCAGAAAAUUGCUACGAUAAAUUCUUUCUGGAUUUCGACUUUCUGGACGUACCAUGUCUGAAGAUUGUACUGAGCAAAGCCCUGGGGAUCGGCAUCAUCCUGGGAUCAGUGCUGGUGAAAUUACCUCAGAUCAUAAAACUGAUGAGAGCAAAGAGUGCAGAGGGGCUGAGCUUCAACUCUGUGCUCCUGGAGCUGCUGGCCAUCACUGGAACAAUGGCCUACAGCAUGUCCAACAAGUUCCCCUUCAGUGCCUGGGGUGAGGCUCUGUUCCUCAUGCUGCAGACGGUCACCAUCGGCUUCCUCAUCCAGCAUUAUGGAAGGAGAACCGGCAUAGGUCUCUUGUUUGUGGUGGUAUAUUUCCUCCUGCUGGCCGUCCUCCUGUCUCCAGUCACUCCCAUGUCAGUGGUCACCAGCAUGCAGGCCUUCAACAUGCCAGCCAUCAUCAUCGGCAGGCUGAUCCAGGCUGCAACCAACUUCCGUAACGGACACACGGGCCAGCUGUCUGCCAUCUCCGUCUUCCUGCUGUUCGCCGGAUCGCUCGCUCGGAUCUUCACCUCCCUGCAGGAAACCGGGGAUUCGCUGAUGGCUCUGACGUAUGUCAUAUCCUCCACAUGCAACGGCAUCAUCACUCUGCAGGUCCUCUACUACUGGAACAGCAGCCCUGAACACAAGAAGAAGAAGAAGAAGAAUAAGAGGGAGUAAACAGCCGGAGGCUGUAGUGUGGUUUAUGAGCGGUUUUCGACUUUCUCUUCUUCAAAACCCGAGGAGCUCACAGACAGCGAGCGGAGCAGCACUAACAUCCCAUUCCAGGAAGAGAAGACGUUUCCAGACCAGAGUGAUGAUGUGCAGCUCCUGUCAUCUGGGCUCCGGACCGCUCCUCCCAUCAUCACCCAGUGAUCACAUUCCAGGGAAACAUUCCUCAUCACGACAACCUGCUCUGACGAUCAGGAUUAACAAACGCAAAAGUUCUGUGGGAGCUUUUAUUUCUGUUCAUUUUCCCGCCUAAAAUCAAAUUCUGAUUAUUUUUUUUUCUUUUGUUAAUUGAAAUCUUGAUAUGUGCUGAAACAGUAUGAAUAUUCAAUUUCCAAAUAACUGGAGCUGCUGCUGCAGUUCCAGCCUGUUUUUCUUUUGAAUCUGAUGUAAAAAAAAAAAAAGCUUUAGAAUCGAUGAACUGAAACCACGCCUGCAGCUUUUCACACGCCGCCGCUCCGCUGGCGUGUAAUCAGUCCCGACAUCGUUAUGUGCAGUAAAGGAGGAAGUUCUGCGUUGGAGCCGCCGUAAAGCAGAGCCGACUGUCAGGAAGUGAAUCAUCAAACUGAAUUGGAUCCUGAGUCCGGCCGGUGAACAGACUGGUUUGGUUCUGACCCAAAAACCUCUGACUGAUUUAUGAUCUACUGCACUGCUUCAAUGUAUAAAAGCAUAAUUGAAAUUGAACUUAUUGCAGUUUUUCUCAGUUUCUUUGGUGCUUUUCUAAUUUUAAAUUAGUUUUGUUUUUUUUGUCCUGUUUAUUUGUGUUACCAUGGAGCUCAGUCUGACAGACAGACAGACAGAUGGAUACAGUUGAAACCAGAAGUUUACAUACAGUACAAUAAAACAAGAUUGAAGAAAGUCAUAAAAA
Messenger RNA from Gambusia affinis (western mosquitofish), 1754 nucleotides. RefSeq names its product mannose-P-dolichol utilization defect 1b (gene mpdu1b). The coding region runs from base 59 to 838 and encodes 259 amino acids. Gene Ontology annotation, biological process: oligosaccharide biosynthetic process. The transcript has 7 exons. NCBI's taxonomy places the organism in Eukaryota, Metazoa, Chordata, Actinopteri, Cyprinodontiformes, Poeciliidae. The record is from RefSeq and is a predicted model, not a curated record.